Podarcis muralis (Common wall lizard) is the source of this 2319-nucleotide messenger RNA. NCBI's taxonomy places the organism in Eukaryota, Metazoa, Chordata, Lepidosauria, Squamata, Lacertidae. The record is from RefSeq and is a predicted model, not a curated record.
GACCGGCUUCCUUCUCCCCCGCCCUGUCCACGAUCCUCCGGAGGCGCGCCGGGCGACAGCAGCGGAGCCGAGCGCGGGAGCGCGCGGCGUGGCCAGCCUAGGGAAGCCACUUACUUUUACUGCUUCUAUCCCACCAACCGCGACUUGUUGCUGCUCUCUCCGCCCCGGAUUCAAGGGAUCUCCUCGGCCGCUGCGCCGAUUGGGCGACCAGCACCGCCGCUCCUCCCAGGCCUGCCGGCUCGCCAGCCUCCGUCUCCGCCUUCCCUCCGCGCCCGGGUUCACCUUCUCCGGGCAGCCCGGCUUGCCUCCAAAGCGUCCGUCCGUCGGCGGAGCUUGCAAGGAAAGGAGGGGGUGUGCGGGCCGCGGCGCUCUCUCGCCUCCAGCCAGCAGCCGCUCUCUCUCUCCCGGCUGUAACCUCAGCUCACCCCUGCAAGAGAGGCAUCAGUUUGCAAUUGCAACAGCAGCAACUGCCAACGGCUGCGUCUUUGCUCCGGCUGGGAAAGUUGAAAAAAACAAAAAAAGAACAACAACAAAAAACAGCGGACUAGCGCCUUGACUUCUACGUUUCCCCAGGCGGGAGGCGUCGGACCCGAGAGGCCAGGGCCGACCGGCUUUUCUCUCACACACCACUGACAACUGCACCUGCUCCAAUUUAGGAGCGCCUCGCGCGUGCCCCGACGGCCCAAGGGAUGGCUCUGCUGGUCGCCGUCGGAAGCUGGUAGAAAAGCCCGGUUCUCGCAGCUGACAGUCGAGGAGUCUCCAGAACCAACCUGCAGCCAGAGAAAAACACAGCGGGCUGACCCCCACACGCCUUGCCGUCCAGCCACAGGAGAGAUCAUGGAGGUGCACGUCGGUCUGGGCAGAGUCUAUCCUCGGCCGCCGGCGAAAGCUUUUCGAAGUGCCUUCCAGAACCUGUUUCAGAGUGUCCGCGAAGCGUUCCAGAGCCCCGGACCCCUGCGGGAGGAGGCUGGCCCCAGCCACCAGGCGUCGGCGUCCGCGACGGUGGGGUCAUCUUCCUCGGGGUCCCACUUGCAAGAGCCCAGCGCCCACCAGCAAGACCCGGCUUCGCCCUCUUACUUGCCGCUGGAGGAGCAGCCCCAGGUGAGCAAAACGCUGCAGCCCCCGGAUGAGCGGGAGGAGUCCGCGUCCUCGUCCGCCCCGUCCUCUCUGGCCCUGCUGGGAGGCCCCUCUUUCCAGAGUUGCCCGGGUGAGUUUAAAGACAUCCUGGGUGAGAGCAGUCUUCUGCAGGCGGCAGAAGGAGGCGAGCCCCGAGGAGGAGGCGAGGAAGCCCCAUCUGACAAAACUGACUACCUGGGGGAGAGCGCCAAGGAGCUGUGCAAAGCCGUCUCCGCCUCCAUGGGCUUGGCGGUGGAAGCGCUUGAUGCGCCCGGCGUCGGCGAGGUGGCGACGAGCCGCGGCGACUGCAUGUUCGCUGGCGCGCACGCUCGGCCCCUGAAUCUGGGCGGCUGCAAGAUCAUGGAAGCCGAGGAGGGAGGCACUGGCGGCGGCGCUGGCGGUGAGGGCGCGCUGGCCAUGGACGUGCCAGGACACCUGAGCCUCUACAAGAGCUCUCCGGAGCUGGAGGAGCCGUCGGGAGCCUUCCCGAACCGAGACUACUACAACUUCCAGCUGGCCCUGGCCUCACAUGGGCGCAUCAAGCUGGAGAGCCCCUUGGAGUACGCACCCGGCGGUGCCGUUUGGGGGCCGCAGUGCCGGCGCGCCGGGGACGUGCCUGCUGCCUUGGCGCCCCACUAUGCCGGCCCUCCUGGCCCCGGCUGGCACCCUUUCUUCACCGAGGAAGGGCAGCUCUACGAAGGCGCACCCCCGGCCUCCUUCGGCUACGCCAGGAGCCAGGGCCCGCCGUCUGGGCAAGAGGGCGCAGAGCUCCCACCGUCCGAGGUGUGGUAUCCCGGGGGCGUAGUGGGCAGGAUGCCCUUCGCCCCUGCCGCCGGCUGCAUCAAGACGGAGCUCACCCCGUGGAUGGAGGGCUACCCGGGGGCCUACGGAGACAUGAGGUUGGAGUCUGCAAGAGACCAUGUUCUUCCCAUUGACUAUUACUUCCCACCACAGAAGACAUGCUUGAUCUGUGGGGAUGAAGCUUCUGGGUGCCACUAUGGAGCACUCACUUGCGGGAGCUGCAAAGUCUUUUUCAAGAGGGCAGCUGAAGGUAAUUCAUCUUUUUGUGUGUUUGUGAUGUGUGUGAUUGAAUGCAAAUCAGACAAUGGCUGUAGAUGUCUCUGUAUAUACACACAUAUAUAUAUCUGUAUAUACACAGAGAUAUAGGAUGGGGUACCCCUGGCUUGACAACAGGACAUGACA